Messenger RNA from Falco peregrinus (peregrine falcon), 1634 nucleotides. RefSeq lists its product as uncharacterized. The transcript is spliced from 3 exons. Bases 155 to 526 code for a protein of 123 amino acids. NCBI's taxonomy places the organism in Eukaryota, Metazoa, Chordata, Aves, Falconiformes, Falconidae. The record is from RefSeq and is a predicted model, not a curated record.
CGCCGGGGUCCUCGCCGUCCGUUGCGCCUGCCCCACUGCUCCGCCCCGCCUCGCCGCCGGGCCGCCAGCGGGGUAUGGUGACGGCCUUCGCCUGAGGAGCCGGGCCCUAGCGGGAGGAGAGCGGGCGCCGGUCGCUCGUCUUCGUCGCGCCGCCAUGGAGGAGGACCGGGAGCUGGAGAGGAAGGCUGUGGAAGAGUUACUUAAAGAGGCAAAACGUGGGAGAACCAGAGCUGAAACAAUGGGAGCUAUGGGUUGGUUGAAAUGUCCUCUUGCUGGUACAAAUAAAAGAUUUCUUCUUAAUACCAUCAAAAACACGUUACCGUCUCAAAAAGAACAAGACCAAGAAUGUGAGGAAAAGGAGGACAAUAAGGAGCCUGAGCCAAACAAAAGCAGGAAAGAAGAAAAACCAAAGAAACACAGAAUUCACCCAUAUACACCCAGCUUUCAGUCCAGACGUAGAGUCAGCUACUCUCCUCCAAGGCACCGAAACAGGAACCAGCACACAAAGGAUAAGCAUGAAAAGUGAUCAAGCAAACGAUGGGGAGAGGAGAGUGCCGAAUACAUGGUGUUACAAGCUGGGAAUGUCAUUACGAAUCGGACUGCAGGGAUUGUCUCGCUUUUUCAGGAAAAGGUGCUGUUCAAAACUGAAUUUUGAACAGUUGCGUGUGUGAAAAGUAACCUUGAGGUAGCUUUAGAAAACUGUUCUUUGGGAUCUUUAAGAGAAAAGCAAAGUGCAGCAUAAGUCUUUCAGCUGUUUUAGAACAGACGUUCCUUUCCCUUUGCUUCAUUCCUCUCUCCCCUUUUGACUAAGCUUAGGGUCUUAGUGAUGGAGUGUGAUACACGUGUCACUGUCCGAUACAACUCAUUUAGUCAUGUCACUCCUUUGGAAAUAAAUUUAAAUUAAGCAGAAAUCUAUUUAUUGUGUAAAGUUGGAAGAACUUCUUUGCUGCUAACUGAUAAAGAAGUUUUGCGUGUUUGAGUUAGUUUAGUUACAGAAUCUAGAAGAAGGGAAAGCUGGUCAGUGCCUGACCAAGCACACGCAUUUUGUAUAGGGUAUAAGAAUUUGCUUUCUUUAGUAUAAAAAGAACAAAUUUAAAAUGGGCAGUGCUGGUUUUGCUUUCCAGGAGGGACUACCAGGAAAGACUGAUUUUGCUUGUUAUUGUAUAUUCACAAACCUGUCAUAGAUAAUAAUAAACUUUACCCCUAAAAAGCCAUAACUGCAAUAAUUGUCUCUGUUUAGACUUCCCUCUGGAAGGAAGUAGUUUGAACAGUCUGUUGUCAUGGUGCUUUCAAAACAAACCUUGAAGACAAAAUUACCUGUCCACUGCUAGAAAGUUACCAAGUAAGUGUGUAAUACUAGAAAUACAGAGGUGAUGCUUCAGUACAGUAAAUACAGCCAAAUGCUCACUCUCCAAGCCUGUGUGACAGUUCUGUAGUGGUACAGUUCUUAAACAUGUGACUUGGGGCACACGAGAUGCACGUAGUAAUGUUCAACAUCUCACUUGUGUUUGCGUUACGGUAACAAACUUCUGUGUGAAAUAUUUUGUACGUCGGUAUUCUCAAAAACUAGUUGUUUUGAACAUAGGUUUCCGUUUUUAAGUGUGUUGACAAUAAAUCAAAAAUGCUCAUUCGAA